AACGAACCACCUAUCGUUGAUUAUCAAUAUCCUAUUAUCGGACAUACAUGGAGUUUUACAACGAAUUGUAAAAAGUUAAUUUCAGAGUCACGUAAAAAGUAUGGCGAAACGUUUUCGUUAUACAUAUUCGGUCAAGUAAUUACUAUAACAGGAAAGGAAAUGGGUUUUGAGGUAUUCAAUAAACAUAAUGAGUUUAGUUUUUACAGGGGUACUGAUACGCAUUUGGUGAUGGAUUAUGUACUUCCCUACGCCGCGAUGAAUAUUGAUAAAACUGCUAAAAUAUUUAGAACCUUUUUCAAAAGGAACAUAGGCAAUAUUACGGAUCUUUUACAACAAAAUAUUUCUAAUUCUAUUGAAAACUAUAUUGGCGAAUGCGUUGAACCGAAGGUCAUUAGUAUUCCAUAUAAUGUUUUUUUAAAAAUUUUUUCGAGAGUAUCUACGAAUAUUAUUAUCGAUGAUGAAUGCUCUCAAUAUGAGGAAGUUAUAGAUCUCUUUGAAAACUUUACUAAUUUAGUUGUAUCA
Messenger RNA from Dentiscutata heterogama, 522 nucleotides. NCBI's taxonomy places the organism in Eukaryota, Fungi, Glomeromycota, Glomeromycetes, Diversisporales, Gigasporaceae. The record is from the annotation of a GenBank genome assembly.